GCCGCCCGCGCCUCGCCGCCUCCCGCCCGCCCUCCUCGCCGGCGAGCUGCUCGCAGGCACCUUGCAGCGCCAGGAGGUUAACCGAGCCCCCGGAGGAGCUUCGCUGAAAGGAGCCCUUCUGUCACUCGUCACUCGCCCGCCGUGGGAGGAGCCCGCCGGAGGAAGCUGUGUGCCUGGGACGCCGCGAGCCAGAGAAUAGAUCCGCUCGGGAGGGGACGUGGCUGGCGAUCCCGGCUUCCCGAGGCGGCUAGACACAGGCAACUUGUCUGGCUGGCUGCCGCUCCCGGAGGCACAAAGAGCCCGAGGCCACCCGGCGGGACCGACGGACAGACAGAUGGUUGGCGCGAGCCGGAGAGGACCGCGGCGGAGGCUGAGCACAGCGAGCCGCCGAGCCGGAGAAACUAACUGCGACCCCAAGUUGCCCCGCCGGCUCUCCCUCGCUGCGCGGAGCAAUGAGACCUUUCCAGCUCGAUCUGCUCUUCGUCUGCUUCUUCCUCUUCAGUCAAGAGCUUGGCCUCCAGAGGAGAGGAUGCUGCUUGGUGCUGGGCUACAUGGCCAAGGACAAGUUUCGGAGAAUGAAUGAAGGCCAAGUAUACUCCUUCAGCCAGCAGCCCCAGGACCAGGCCGUGGUGUCCGGGCAGCCGGUGACGCUGCUGUGCGCCAUCCCGGAAUAUGAUGGCUUCGUUCUCUGGAUCAAAGACGGCUUGGCUCUGGGUGUGGGCAGGGAUCUCUCAAGUUACCCACAGUACCUGGUGGUAGGGAACCACCUAUCGGGGGAACAUCACCUGAAGAUCUUGCGGGCAGAGCUGCAGGAUGAUGCCGUGUAUGAGUGCCAGGCCAUCCAGGCUGCCAUCCGGUCCCGCCCCGCACGCCUCACCGUCCUGGUGCCACCCGAUGACCCCGUCAUUCUGGGGGGGCCUGUGAUCAGCCUGCGGGCGGGGGACCCCCUCAACCUCACCUGCCACGCAGACAACGCCAAGCCUGCAGCCUCCAUCAUCUGGUUGCGGAAGGGAGAGGUCAUCAACGGGGCCACCUACUCCAAGACCCUGCUUCGCGAUGGCAAGCGUGAGAGCAUUGUGAGCACCCUCUUCAUCUCCCCUGGGGACGUGGAGAAUGGGCAGAGCAUCGUGUGCCGGGCCACCAACAAAGCCAUCCCUGGAGGGAAGGAGACCUCGGUCACCAUUGACAUCCAGCAUCCUCCACUUGUCAACCUGUCGGUGGAACCACAGCCGGUUCUGGAGGACAAUGUCGUCACUUUCCACUGCUCUGCAAAGGCCAACCCAGCUGUCACCCAAUACAGGUGGGCCAAGCGGGGUCAGAUCAUCAAGGAAGCAUCUGGAGAAGUGUAUCGGACCACGGUGGACUACACCUACUUCUCAGAGCCUAUCUCCUGUGAGGUGACCAACGCCCUGGGCAGCACCAAUAUCAGCCGCACAGUCGAUGUCUACUUUGGGCCUAGGAUGACCACGGAGCCCCAGUCACUGCUUGUGGAUCUGGGCUCGGAUGCCAUCUUCAACUGCGCCUGGACAGGCAACCCGUCCCUGACCAUCGUCUGGAUGAAGCGGGGCUCUGGCGUGGUCCUGAGCAAUGAAAAGACCCUGACCCUCAAAACUGUCCGCCAGGAGGAUGCUGGGAAGUAUGUGUGCCGAGCCGUGGUGCCCCGGGUGGGAGCCGGGGAGCGAGAGGUGACCCUCACUGUCAAUGGGCCACCCAUCAUCUCCAGCACCCAGACCCAGCAUGCCCUCCACGGGGAGAAGGGCCAGAUCAAGUGCUUCAUCCGGAGCACGCCGCCACCCGACCGAAUCGCCUGGUCCUGGAAAGAGAAUGUGUUGGAAUCAGGGACAUCGGGGCGCUACACGGUAGAGACGGUCAGCACCGAGGAAGGGGUCAUCUCCACCCUGACCAUCAGCAACAUUGUGCGAGCUGACUUCCAGACCAUCUAUAACUGCACCGCCUGGAACAGUUUCGGCUCUGACACGGAGAUCAUCAGGCUCAAAGAGCAAGGUUCGGAAAUGAAGUCGGGAGCCGGGCUGGAAGCAGAGUCUGUGCCGAUGGCUGUCAUCAUUGGGGUGGCCGUAGGAGCUGGUGUGGCCUUCCUCGUCCUUAUGGCAACCAUUGUGGCCUUCUGCUGCGCCCGCUCCCAGAGAAGUACGGGAGGGAGACUGGGGAUCUCAGGGAGGGGGACAGAGAGAAAGGCCGGGCUUAGGCUGCCCCAGAAAGCAAAUCUUAAAGGUGUUGUGUCAGCUAAGAAUGACAUCCGAGUGGAGAUUGUCCACAAGGAGCCUGCCUCAGGUCGGGAGGCCGAGGAACACCCCACCAUCAAGCAGCUGAUGAUGGACCGGGGUGAGUUCCAGCAAGACUCAGUACUGAAGCAGCUGGAGGUGCUCAAAGAAGAGGAGAAGGAGUUUCAGAACCUGAAGGACCCCACCAAUGGCUAUUACAGCGUCAACACUUUCAAAGAGCACCACUCGACCCCCACCAUCUCGCUAUCCAGCUGUCAGCCGGACCUGCGCCCCACAGGCAAGCAGCGAGUGCCCACGGGCAUGUCCUUCACCAAUAUCUACAGCACCCUGAGCGGCCAGGGCCGCCUCUACGACUACGGGCAGAGGUUCGUGCUGGGCAUGGGCAGCUCGUCCAUCGAGCUCUGUGAGCGGGAGUUCCAGAGAGGCUCCCUCAGCGACAGCAGCUCCUUCCUGGACACACAGUGUGACAGCAGCGUCAGCAGCAGCGGCAAGCAGGAUGGCUACGUGCAGUUCGACAAAGCCAGCAAGGCCUCCGCCUCCUCUUCCCACCACUCCCAGUCCUCUUCCCAGAACUCCGACCCCAGCCGGCCCCUGCAGCGGCGGAUGCAGACUCACGUCUGAGGACACCAAACUGUGGGUGGGGAGGGCUGGGGAAGGGGCUGCGGCACAGUCUGGCUCUCCAGAGACCGUGGGUACUUGGCAGAGGACCCCAGAAGUGGCUGCCUCCAGGACAGCCCCCCGAGUGCCUGUGCCACCACCCUCCUCCAAAGCCCUGAUCAAGCACAAGUCUGGGUCCCAGCCGCAGUGUGCCGGCAGGAUGCAGGAGGGGAAGUGGUCAGAGGAUGCAGCGGAGCAUGCUGAGCUCGGCCCUGGACGCUCUGGUUCCAGCCCUUCCUGGACGCCGUUCAGCUCCCUGCUCCUCCCACAGGCGCUGCAGGCAGUUACAAGUUUGCUUUAAUGAAACUGCCAUCCGCUCUCUGUGAGCUCUCCCCCUUGCUGCCCAUAAGCCCUACCCCUGUGCCUGUGGUCCUCUCCAGCCUGGGCAGGAGGUGGGGAAGCACUUCCCAGCACCGAGCUCCCCAGAGACCCAGAGCCCCCCCUGCUCAGAGCCCAGACCCUGAAGGGCAAGAAGCCAGAAAUGGCCCUGGCCCUAGAGCCUCUCCCACAACACUGGCCAUGCGCCCACCCCCUAAUUUGUUUGGUGUUUUGUGUCCAUGCUCUUGCAGUUCUAUCCUUGGACUUGAUGCUUCAAACUCUGAGGUGGGACUGGCCCAAUCAGACUGUUCUUGGAGGGGCUUGAAGGGAGGGGAAGUGUGAGCACUUGGGGGAUACCUUGCCCACCAGGCUCCUCUCCAGGCUGUGCUGUUCAGAACCCCCCACCCAGCCCUACUUCGUGUACUCCCCUCUGCCCCUACAGCACAGCCGCAGCUAAUACAGGAAGUGAGAGAGCUUCUCUGGACAGGGAUCUUUUAACAGUCACUGGAGAGUUUCCUGGACUGGGUAGGGCUUAAGGGGCCUAGAGGGCAGGUCACUGAGAUGAUGAGACUCGUGUUCACAGCAGAUGAAGCUCCAGGGACCUAGAUUUGCAAAAGGGACAAUAGUCCCGUCUUCAGUGACUCCACAGCCAAGAUCCACCUCCCCCUGACCCCCACCUGAGAAUAAAUUUGUUGGACUUAUCCAACAAAUCCGUUCUGUCCUUUUGUUCCUGCACAGCCCAGGAAGAACCCAAGAACUCAGAGAGUACAUUGAGGACCCAACGUUCAUUGCCCUUCCUUAGUUUGGUGUUCCUAGAUGAUUAGGGCAGCUGAAGGCUGUGGCUGUGGGGCAUCAGCACCCAGGGAGAGCCCUGUCCUUGCGGACAUGCCCAACCCAGAGCGCAUGCAAACGCCAGGCUCACCCAACACCUGACUCAUGCCAAAUAACAGCUCAGAGGCCAAGUGGUCAUGCUGGGCAUGAAAGGGGUCAUUCUAGGCCUUUCAGCAAUAUUCUGCAAGGGAAGCUCCCUUCGGGGUUCAGGGCAGGAGGUCCUCUUCAAAGAGCCUAUGCCACCAAACACCCUAAUACUCUGGGACUCAUAGAAUGCUCUAAGAAUGGCCUUGUUUGGGUGGGAAGCUUGACAUGGUGAUGGCAGAUCAGAUGGGGCAAGUCUAAGUGCUAAUUCAGGGGUCAGGGUUUAAGUGGAAUUUUGGAAAACCCAAAUUGUCUGCAAGGUUGGAAGUCCCUCCUCAGAUUUAGACCCUUCUUCUCCAGCCUUACCUGGUAGUCCUUACCCCUGUUGGAACCUUCAUGUCACAAGUCUGUGUUCUUUUCAUACAUUGUUGCCUGGGAUGGCCCCAACCACAGAUUCUGUACACAGCCUUCAAAAUGCCUUCACCCAGUGGAGUUCUGCAUCCACCAUAUUUCCUAUUGCUUCAAAAUUCCCCAGUUCCUUUGCUGCCCCCAAGCCUGAGGUAGUAAAAACUGUUAAGAAAUGUUAAGUGUGUAUCCCAGUUCACAUUGUGCUCCGAGUCCCAUUCUGGCCUGGCACAGAUGUCAGGAUAUUGGUCCCUGUGCACCCUACCCUAACCUUGAAAGCCUUCUUCCUUUCCAUAUGUUUUGCCUUUGCCAACAGGAAACAAGGAUCUAAGACCAGCUGCCAGCUGCCUUGGCAUACUAGAAGAAAGACAAGGAUGACUUCAGGGGAUUUGUCCCCUAAUUGCAUCUUCACCACCUCCUAAUCCUCACCACUGCCUACUUUGCCCCUUGCCCCUGUCUCUCUCUCUCACACACACACACACACACACACCUCUUACAAUGGGUGGAGGUGCCCAUUCUUUCCUGGGGCCCAAGGUUAUGACAGAAUAACCAGAAGAAUAAGGCAGAAGUCUGUUCUCUCAUAGGAAUGAGCUCUUCUCCCUCCGUCACUCCAGGUACUCCCCGGGGAGGAAUGCAGACUCUCAUGCAAGGUGAGCACAGAGCACAGGAGCUGGCAGCCCGGACUCGGCCAUGUAGUCUCAGUCCCCAGCCCCCCGAGCUCUUCCAAUGCACAAAUUCAGCAAAGAACUGCUGAAGGGAUAGGAAGUCCAAGUAAGGCCUAGGUGAAAGAGGAGAAUGUCGAGGGGAAGGAAUAGCAAUAUUCAGGGGCUUCUGGGAAGCUGAGGCACUGAGGAGGAGACCAGGCUGAGCUACAUACACCCCUCAGGUGUCUCCAGCCCUACUUACUUCUUGCAAAGGAGUAAGAAAGCUGGUAAACAGAGGUGUUAGGAAAAAAAUUAAUAAAUAAGGCAGUGGGAAGCCCUGAAUACCCCCAUAGGUGAUCUCAAAUUAACUUUUUAUUUGUAAUCUUUUUUUAAUCCUGACCAUUCCACAAAGCAUCACCAUUUUACAGACCAGGGAAUGAGGCCUAAAGAAGCCAAAAGACUUGCCCAAGGCACAGAGCUAACAAGUGGCAAACAUGAGAUCUAAACACACACGGUUCCUACUGUAAAAUGUUUCCAUCCUACAGUGCAAGCUCAAGGCCACUUUCAUCCUAGAAUAGGAUGGUCAUUUUCAAGGCCAUCUGCUAGUACCCAAUCUGGGGCAGGCUGAGCAGGGAUAGGCCACAGGUCCUUUAGGGAGGCAGGACUAGCAUUCUCCCACUCAAGUCCCCAGAUGACCUGCAAAGACCACAACUCCUUGGGAAACAAAGCCAUUCUGUGUAUCAAAUCACCCCCACUCCUAGCAAGGCCAGUAUCCAGUUUUCUGAUAGCUUUAAAAUUCAUUAUUGGCUCCAAGUCACUGGAUGGGAGCCCACUUGCUCAUUCCCAGGCUCGCUAUCAGUCUGGAAAGGCCGGGGUUAUUUCCACCACCUCUUCAACUUCCAUGGAAUAGGAAAUGCUAUCACGUGAAGAGCUCGAAUGCCACAUCAAAUCCGUUUCUGAUGGAGCCUUUUGAAACAAGUGCUAUAAAGUAAUAGGGCUUUGAAGCUGCCUUUGAACUUGUGGAGCAGAGAGGACCUGGGGAAAUGAAAACAAACAUGCUGAAGUCCUUGGGAGAUUUCUCAGAACAGGAGAAAAGGAGCCAACAGGAACCCCAUUCCUCACUUCCUGUAUGGGAAGCAUACAUGCAGUGUGUGGUGUUUGUUAUUAUGGCAUCAGAAUUGAAAUUGCAAGGCAGCCAAGCUCGAUUAGCUCUUCCCAAGUAUCACGUACGCGGUUUAUGACGGCACCAGAAAAAGACAAAGGGCAGUCCUGCGAUUAGUUUCUUCUCUAGGAAGUUUCCCUACAAAAUAAGCUCUUUAUUAAAAUAAAGGUAUAAAUAUUUGAAUAAAAACUCUUAGUUUGUGUAUUAGAUUUUUGUUUGAAAUACCACUUUGUUGCCUCUUUAAAGAAACAUAAACUUUUAGACAUAGGCCAACGACAUCUCGACUAAAUCUUAAAGUUUACCUCCCCUUUUAAGCAGUCUUCUAAAAGCCUCUUACCGAAGAUGUUUUAGGAGUUGUAAACAUAUACACAAGCCACUUGCAGUUUUAGCAUCAAAGCUACAGUGAUCUUUGAAAAUCACUGAAGAGCUAUCACUCUGCUAGCUAUGUCUCAUCUCCAGUAAGGCUCCAAUCAUGUUUUCCCCAACCCCGUGUUUCAGUCUUUCUAACUCGGUCACCAACUGGGAAAAAUGAGAAAGUUCUGAGUGACUUGUCUUUCUAAAAAUAAGGACAUGUUUUCCUGGAUGAAUGCAUUUUAUUGCAGGAAGCCAUGCAUUCUUCUCUGUCUUCUUCCUGGGUCCGUCUCUGCCCGCUCUCUAACGUUAGGCUAGGUCUUGAAAUACACUGAAAGCGUUCAUUACUACAGGCACAGUAGUUCUAUCCUCCCACAGCCCUCAUCUUUAAAAGGCCUUUUGUGAACAUACACCAUUCACAAGAUACAUUGCUAAAUUGUGGUCUACAGCCCUGGUACCAUUCCAUGUUCUGAGAGCCUCUCUCUGGGACAAUCCACCCAGGCCACCCACAGGGCUGGGACAUCCUCAGCCCCUGGGUGGAACGCUCCCUUGAACUCACUCACUGAUCAGAGAGCCCCAUCUAUGCAGAGGCAUGUCCUUCCGCUGCUUUGUAACCUAUGGCCCUUGGAAAUAUCUUGGAAUGCUGUGAGAACAUUCAAAUAAUGCUCCUUUGUAACUAUCUUCUUUGUGGUGAAUCUAAAAUACUAGUGCUCAAAGACAAGGUAAAUGAAGUCUCAGGAAACACAUCUUCUACGGGAGAAUCUGGGUCUUAAUUAAGUGGAGCAUCUCUGACAUCCAUUCCCAAUUAUGCAAGGAGAAAAGUGCAACUCAGGAUAGGAACUGAUAUAGGGAUUCAUCCUCCUCAAAGUCACCGUCAAUUAGGCAAAGACAAGUGCAGGUGGAUUACCUUAAAUACACCUCCUUCAUCACCUUUCUAAGGAAAGUAAGGGCAGAAUUUUCAGAUAAGAACCUAUCUGACUUAUAUUAAGUUUCUCUAGUUCUCCUGCCAUGCAGGGCUACAUUAGUGGAACAUAAAUCCACAGAGAAAAAGAACAGAAAUGGAGAGAAUCAACCUACCAGACUCUAACUUCUACUCUCAUGAGAUUUUUCCUCAGGAGAGAAAUGAAUUUUUAAGCAAGAGACGCUUCUUAAGUGUUAAAGUUGGUGAUGUAUGUAAAUAGUGUUUUAGGAAGCCUCAGAAUAAUAGAUGGUUUGGAAUAGCUUAGUUCAAUAAUUCCAACUUCAGUCCCCUAGGGUGAUUUCAACAUCUGAGCCCUCUCUCAUUCCCUCCGCCCAACUCCACCCUCCCAGUCUCGCAAGAUUCUCAAAAGAAAGCUGUGCCUCUGUUGAGGGGUUGGGUGUCCUUUAAGUUGCUCUUCCAAACUUGAAACCUGUGAAACCUGCCCCACAAAGUUCAUUUUUCCCUAAAAACUUUUUUGUCAAAUCCUCUGUGUUACCUUUGCUGGACUGGACUGUGGUUCUGCUCUCUGCAAUACCUUUACAUGAAGAAACAGUCUUCCAAUGCACGUGGGCUCCUGCCAAAUCUGACAUCUAAUGAAACUCAAGGUUCAUCUCCCCGAUCAUUUCUCCAGCACAGAAUCCCCAAGAUCUCUAACAAGAGAGGCAAACUUGAGGAGAAAGAACUGGACAGGGAAACAGGCUAUAACUAGACACACACAUAACAUAAAUCCCUCCUAAACUUUUAAGCUGGAAGGACUUCCUGGAACCAUGUCUGGAACAGAACCAUGGGAAUGCUCAAAACGAACAAAUAGUCUUCCGAGGCUAUAAUUAAGACAUCAAAAAAGUUAGAGGGCUUAGAGGGGAACUGACCAACUCUGAGCUUGUACUUUUCAACCUUAAUUUAGGAAUUUACUGUGGUAUGCUGCAUGCCAUCAAAAUGGAUAAUGUCGCUCAAGAAACCACUUUCUCCAAAACCCCUAAAGGCGUGACUUCAACAUGAAAACCACUGCCAGGGAGCAGUCUGAACUCAUUGUUCAUUGUUUGAUUGUGCAAAGCCUGCAUCUGAGUCAUUCUCCUGAUGUCUCACCAACCCCUACUUAGUUUGUAGGUGAUUUAAAGACAAAGACCUUUCUGUAACCAGUCAUGCUACUCAGUACCUGGGCAAAUAUUUGGUCUUCCAGAUAUACCUCACCUGCAUUUCCAGUAUUUUCCGUUAUUCAAGGCGGUUUUCCAACCUAAUAUUUAUAUCAUACUUUACAGUCUACACAAUGUUUUUACAAUCAUUCCCAUUAGAUCCUUUCAACCUUAUUGUGAGAUAGGCAUGCAUAAUCACCAUUUACAGGUGGAGGAGCAGAGGUUCACUUGUCUAAUUACAUGACAGAGCACCCAGGAGUAAAACCCACGACCCAACCGUGCGUAUUUUGGGGCACUACACCUCGGUGCCUCA
Manis pentadactyla (Chinese pangolin) is the source of this 9102-nucleotide messenger RNA. It is a transcript of the gene KIRREL3, whose product is annotated as kirre like nephrin family adhesion molecule 3. NCBI's taxonomy places the organism in Eukaryota, Metazoa, Chordata, Mammalia, Pholidota, Manidae. The record is from RefSeq and is a predicted model, not a curated record. The transcript has 18 exons. Gene Ontology annotation, biological process: synapse assembly; cell-cell adhesion. Bases 453 to 2864 code for a protein of 803 amino acids. Gene Ontology annotation, molecular function: cell adhesion molecule binding. Gene Ontology annotation, cellular component: cell-cell junction.